GGUCACAUGACCGGAAGUAAACCACGUGUUUCCUGCUGCAGCUUCACGUUGUUUCCUCAGCGUCAGAAAAUCUAACCGAGAAAAACACAAACCGAGAAAAACCGAGAAACUCACAAAGACGCAAAGAUGCCGAAAGCGAAGCAGGCGGGCAAGAGGAAGAAGUUCGACUACAACGCGAACCGGAAGAAGAUGAAGAAGAAGUUCCUCAAGAAAUGCAACCCGACCAUAGACGAUCGACAGAUUCGAAACGCGUGGGACGAUAAGAAGUCCGUGGUCAGGAACCUGCAGGACAUGGGUCUGGCCUUCGAUCCCAACCGAACGCUGCCCAUUCAGAAGCCGAGCCUCCUCGGUCGAGACAGAGAGACGAAAGCUCCCGUCAACAUCGUCACCAAACCCUACGUCCUCAACCAACUGGAGGAGCAGGCGAAUCGUCCAGAGAAAAGUGUGAAGACGUUAUCGUCCGACCUGAUCGAGUACGUUCAGUACAUGGUCCGAGAACACAAGGACGACUUCAAGGCGAUGGCCAGAGACGAGAAGAACUACUACCAGGACACGCCCAAACAGAUCAAGAGGAAGAUCAACGAGUACAAGCGCUGCCACUCGCAGCACUACGACGCCUUCGUCCACUCGUUGGCGGCGCCACAGCCGAUGGCCCAGUAGGGGGCGUGUCCACCCUGUUCUGGACUUGAAAUCUUUCUCUGCAUCAGGACGAGACGGAAAUCAAACCGUGUCCGAGUGCGGACGGAACAUUCGGACUGAGGCGGAAUUCACAGAUGCGGACAGUGGGGGGGAAAAAAGACGUUUCUCUCUGGAUCUGUUCCUUCCUGUGUUUUCAGUUUUUCUUCCUCUUUACAGGAACAUUCUCUCAACUCUGUUCUGAAUCUAUUUUAAUGUAUCGUCAGCUGAUUCCUUCUCCUUUUUAUCAAACCGUUACAGGACCGGUUUCAGAUGUUCAGGGCGAAUCAGAGUUUGUACAGCAGCAGUGAAUAUUUGUGUUGAAAACUUCUCCAGAUAAAAAACAGUUAAACCAGGUUUGUGUGAAUGAGUUCUGAACAUCCCUGAAUAACAUAAUGUGCUUUAGGGAAUAAGAAAACUUAUUCCACCCAAAUAUUAAACAUCAUUUUUACUAAAUGAAAA
Messenger RNA from Hippoglossus stenolepis (Pacific halibut), 1137 nucleotides. It is a transcript of the gene nop16, whose product is annotated as NOP16 nucleolar protein homolog (yeast). Gene Ontology annotation, biological process: ribosomal large subunit biogenesis. The record is from RefSeq and is a predicted model, not a curated record. NCBI's taxonomy places the organism in Eukaryota, Metazoa, Chordata, Actinopteri, Pleuronectiformes, Pleuronectidae. Gene Ontology annotation, cellular component: nucleolus. The transcript is spliced from 5 exons. The coding region runs from base 127 to 660 and encodes 177 amino acids.